AAUCGCUAAUCCGGCUGUUUCUUAUUUUGCAGUUCCGACGUCACGCGCAGAAAAUGCUUGGAAGCCCAGAGCGGAGCACAUGUUCGCAUUGGAGGGGCGAACUGUGGCAGGUUUCCCCAGCCUCGGACAACAGCAGCACACAGGCAUUCACUACAAGGGCACCAUGCGUGUGCAGAAGGACCCCACUGGCAUCUUGCUGCUGAAGUUCCAGAAUAUGACUUACACGAAGUUCCACGAGAACCUGCCGAGAGGAUGGUGGUCGCACAUGAACACCGCCCGGGAGGACUUCAGACAACUGCCGAUCACAGGCUCCACAGUAGCCGUCAAAUUGGGCCAGCACGGGGUGGAGACGGUGUCACUGAAGGCCGGAAUGGAGGACUGGGAAAUGAAUUUCAUUCAAGGAAUGGUGAACCAGUUGCAGAUUGAUUUCAGGCCUUCAAAACCGAGCAGCAGGAACACAAGAAACCAAAUCAACACGGCCUACAGACUGAUGGAGAAUUCUGUGUUCGGCCGAUGCGAGGUUCUGUACGAAGUGACUCGAGUCCCGAGAUCCGUGGCCCUGGCCCAGCCCGACCUGUUCCCGUCAGCACACAAAUGCGACCAUAUGAACUUCAUCGAGAUAUUCAAGACACGGAACUUCUCAAACUGUGAAUACCGGGCAGAGUUGCAUUUCGGGCUUCCCACGUCCAAGAAAUGCCAGCCGGGGGGCAACGCGUGUCAAGAUUUCUGGCACAGAGCUUCGGUGACGAGGCUGUCCGGGUGUGGCGAUCAGCGAGAUUUCAGGAUACUUCAGUCAGAGACAAAUUCCAGGGUGAUAGUGAACCUUCACCUGCACAAGGGGAGCGAGGCGUCUGUCAGUUCGUACCUCACGAUGAACCUCCAGUCAAUUAAGGAAGUUUCACGUCGCUUCAGCCCACAUGCAGAUCCUGUCGUCUUGCAAGACUUGAAAUUCAGAUUCACAAACAUAAACGGAGACAAGGACAUGUGCUCCCUGUUUGAGGCGAAGGGUCGGUAUUUCCAAGGAGACACUGAAGGAGGGACACGAAACAGAACCUCGUCGGGCAAUGAAGACGAAGAACGAGCAGAGGAUACAUCAAAUGCAAACGGGACUGAGCCAGUAGUUUCUAAUACAGAAAGGAAACAGUGGGAUCUGGAGCUCCUGGGACUACAUAAUCCCCCUCACCAACCUCUGAGUCCCUACGUUUCAAAGCUCCAAGGUUACGAGAGAAGUUUUCUGCACGUCAUGAAACUGAAAGAAACCGUAACUGAAAUUGCGAGAGAAUUUGAAGCGUCUAAAAUGAUUUACGAGAGAAUGACUUUAGAAAAGGUGUGGGUUGCUGUUCGAAUUUGUCGCAAGAUGACACUACUUGACUUGCAAAGGGCCGUUGUAAAUGUUAAUCUGCAGCCACGGACCAACAAGGAGCAGCGCUCAGAAAGCAAGGUGUACCGCGAUGUUCUGGUCAUGUGCGGAACCAACCCCGCCUUCCACAUCCUGAAGAAGUGGAUCGAGCAGAGGGACCUGAGGGGUGAAGACGCUAGCGAAGUAAUGGCUGCCGUGCCGUCGCAUCUGCAGACGCCAGGCCCUGAUAUGAUCAGAGAGUUCUACGAGCUGGUGAGAAGUUGGGCUGUUCGCGAAGACCAACAUCUGAAGAUCACCUCUCUUCUUGCGUUUUCCCACCUGCUGCGUACGGCGUGUGUGGAGUGGAGGGUACGUCAUGCCCAGUACACAUACGAGACGUUCGACGCGACCUGCGAAUUGACCCACGCUUCGCACUACAUCUCCUGGUACGCGAGCAUGCUGCGAGCAGAACCGUCGCUGCUCCGCGUGUACAUAGCGGCCCUGGGAAAUACGGGUGCGGUCGCAGCCCUUGCUCCUCUGCAAGGCGUUGCAGAAGACAUGAGCAUGUCUCCUUACCUCAGGGCAACGGCCGUCCUCGCAAUGAAGUACCAGGCGCUACGCGUCCCGGAGAAGACGUCGCCGAUCCUGCUGUCUCUGUACCAUGACGUGGGGCAGCCGGUUGCUGUGCGGGUGGCCGCCGCGGCGCUCUUAUUCUACACGAAGCCAGAGCUAGCCUUGCUACAGCGCGUCGCCGUCCUGACUUGGUACGACCCCAGCCUGGCUGUGGCGGCCUUCAUCCGCAGUUCCUUCAUGUCGCUGGCCAACUCGCAGGAUCCCGUCUUCUCAGAGCUAUCCAGGUAUGCGGGCAUGGCGCUAGCUCUCGUGAAACCCGUGCCGCUGGGACUGCAUAUGCCGCAUAACUUCCUGUGGUCCAGGGUGGUCAGCGACUUGCAAGAUGUCGUCUCCAUUCAGCUGUCGCAUGAGACAAGUCUGGACGCCACCAACUUCUACUGCCGCUUCACUCAGCGGCUCGGCGGUGUGUCGUGGGUUGCGUUUCAAGGAGACGUUUUCGUAUCCGGUCCAGAGAAGUUCCUGACCAUGCUCCGAGAGCUGAUCUAUCCCAGCGCUGACGUCACACAAGCCAGGCCCGCCAUCCAGAACCUGAAAAGGAGCACCAAAUGGCUACGAGAGGCCCUCAACAUCGCUCCGAGGUCCCUGCCCAAGCUCGAAGGAGACAUCCGUGUGCAGUUCGGCAAAAUGGCGGAGCUUGUCUUUCCUUUCGACAGCGAGCUGCCGGCCGAAUUAGCUAAAGCCGGAAGGAAGUUGCUGGAGCAGAUGGAGACCGGAAGGGAGUUCCAUUACCAGAAGGUGAACAAGAAUGAAAUGAGGACUGCGGUCGUUACCGAACUCGGCAUUCCAGUGAACUUCCAGCUCUCAGUCCCAUGGGCAGUCCGUCUCGAAGGAAGGGCUAACAUGAGUAUCGAACACAAGACAUUCCUCAUGGAUGUGGACAUGAUGUACACAUGUGCCAUGUUCUCCGAACUGAGUUUCCACAGCGCAUGGGACGAAACUGUGCACAUGGCCGCAUCCCACGGGGUCACCGUCAUCCGAAUUCCAUCAACAGGAAUCAGAGCCGGCCUUUCCGAAACCGGCGCCAUGCAACUGGCUCUUGAGACGGCUCAAGCUGAAGAUGGCAGCUUCAUAUUUCAGCACUCGAGCAAGCCCUUCACGUCGCAACACAACAUCCUGGACUUCACGAUAGCCUCCCGGAGGGAGUCGGCCUCAGUCGUGCACACAAGGAGAAGCACACAGAAAUGGAAUUCGGUGAUACCAAAUGUAAACGUCAACUACACGACAGAGGGGCCUAUCCUUACGCCACUUGCGUGGCUCAGGAACGGGGUCAACAUCUUGGGACACGCCAUGAUGUGGCCUUCGCUUGAAGCCAGCUCCAUCGCCGUGCAACUCGAUGGACUGCAUUCCGUUAAUUUUGAGCUUAGGCUCGAGAGUGGCAACCAGACUUCGGUGCUUCUUGAAGAGCUCAACAGAUCGUCCGUGCAACAGAGCGCCGUGACCACGGAGGCGCCCACCCCACCCAGACAGCUAUAUUUCUGGUUCUGGAAUCGCGCGCGCGCCACGACUGCGAGCCCAGACAUCACGGAGACAACAGCCGCUACAAAUGCCGAGGCCACAACAGAACAGCAAAGUGCCGAACACACGAGUGUCCCUAACAUGGUCGUAGCGAGAGACGAUGACGACUACCGUGGGUCCUUCAACGUAUCCGUUAUAAAACCUUUCUCCCUACAAGUAAACAGAAGUCCUUAUAAGUAUUUACUCGUCAAAAUUCUGGACGGAUUGUACGGUGGGGAUGCCUAUGUGGUGAGUCUGAACAUGGCCAUAAAUGGAACUCAAUCGAGGAAGCUGUCAACAUUGUGGACAUACGCAGCAGGGCGCAGCGGCAAAGUUCGUCGCUUUGGACUCUUUUUGAAAGAAGAGAAGUGGCAGGUGGGCUUCACAUCUAUCCUCGUGGCAUCAGCCAUCCCAGUACUGAAGCUCGAGAACGUCAUCCGAGCCAACAUCACAUCCGAGAUUCACGCGGACUUGCUGUACAGCAGCGACACUGCGGAACACCAAUUCUCGCUGCAGACAGUGAUGGGGCGCAGCGCUCUGAAGGCAGAGGCCCUAGAAGACGAGUACCUCACAGACAAGUGCAUAGACAGGAACCAGGGACCCGAGACUGACAUCAGCCCUGACUGCUUACGGGCAGCAAUGGAUGCCAUGUUCCUGGACAGGUACAACGUGACCAUAACCUACAAGGGACAGAGCACAAGUCUCGGCCCAAUCAUGAUGCAGCACUUCAACUCCCUGCGCUUGUGGUUACUGCCCUACAUCACAGACACAGAAGAUUCAAAGCGAACGUUUGCGCCCUCGAACACGAUCACAGCUCUACUGGAAAUAUCCCCACGCCUGAACACUCUCAAUGCCUGGAUACGAACUCCGUCCAUGAAGACUGACUUUUCCAGUAUUCCUGUGAACCCUCUGGUGACAGAAAUUCUGCGCUUCAAUCCAGCUGUCAGCUAUGCCCGGCGCAUCAGAGGAGAAUCGUACUGCAGCCACGGAGGGAGCAAGUUCUUCACUUUUGACGGAGUGGAGUUGGACUACAAUGUCACCUCUUGCUGGCAUCUUCUUGCCAAAGACUGUUCGGGCCACAGCCGAUUCGCCGUUCUCAUGAGGUCCCUCAAUAACCAGGAAACGGAACUGGAAGUGAAUAUGGACAACUACCUGAUACUGCGCCUGCGCCCCGGACUGAACGUGUCAGCAAACGAGAAGCCCGUGGAACUCGCAGGACAUGCGGUAGUGCAGAUCGCAGACCAAGCGGGAGCGAUCCUUGCGCAUCUGCAGGCCCGGGAUACACCUGAACAUGUCAUCAGCGUGGCCCUGCCUGCCCACGGCUUCCACAUUGUAUACACUGGCUCGUCUACACUCGUCAUGGCCGACAGAAGCAUGAGGGGGCGUCUGUGUGGGAUCUGCGGUGACUUCGACGGUCACGCCGUGAAGGAGUUCAGGAAGCCACAAGACACGCAGGCGCACAACGGCCAGGAAUACGCUUCUUCAUACGCCAUCACGGAUCAGGCAGAAUGUGCGAGUGAGCAAAUGAAAUAGGAAAGAAAUUAUUAGUGCAACAUGUUGCGCGACUCUGACGCGUCACAUUAACAUUCACAGGAAUCUCUCAGCUGUAGCUGUGUUUCAUAAAUCCAGACAAUAAAUUGUUGCUGUCCGCAGAUGGCGUGUUUGA
Cryptotermes secundus is the source of this 5132-nucleotide messenger RNA. RefSeq names its product vitellogenin. NCBI's taxonomy places the organism in Eukaryota, Metazoa, Arthropoda, Insecta, Blattodea, Kalotermitidae. The coding region runs from base 80 to 4999 and encodes 1639 amino acids. Gene Ontology annotation, biological process: lipid transport. The record is from RefSeq and is a predicted model, not a curated record. The transcript is spliced from 22 exons. Gene Ontology annotation, molecular function: lipid carrier activity.